This is a messenger RNA of Drosophila kikkawai, 929 nucleotides long. RefSeq names its product venom allergen-1. The record is from RefSeq and is a predicted model, not a curated record. Lineage: Eukaryota; Metazoa; Arthropoda; Insecta; Diptera; Drosophilidae.
AGUUGUUUACGUUUUUUGCAAUAAUCAACAGGCUGCAGGCCUGAAAAUUUCCAUCGAAUCUGUGCCUUUGUUUCCCCAUAAAUACCCCCCAAAAGUCUGGAGUUGCGCUUAUUUGAAUCCAAGAUGAGGAGGCUCUGUUUAGCCUGGCUUCUCCUGGUGGCUGUCUCUGGGCAAAACUAUUGCGAUCCAGAGCUCUGUUCGGGCGGCGGUCGUCAUGUGGCCUGCCAGAACAGUGGACGCUUUGCCAGCGGCUGUCGUGGCGAGUUUGUCCAGGUGAAUCCCUACAUACAGCUCAUACUGCAGCUGCACAAUGAUCGGCGCAAUCUGAUAGCCGGCGGAGGAGUGAGCGGCUUUCCUAGCGCCUUGCACAUGGCCACCAUGAGCUGGGACACCACGCUGGCCCAGCUGGCCGCCUACAAUGCGCUGCAGUGCCGCAUGGCGCACGAUGAGUGCCGCAACACCAACACAUAUCGCUUUGCGGGCCAGAAUCUCAGCAUACUCUUCUCCAGGACCGUGGAAAUUACGGACUUCCUAAGGCAAAGGAUAGCCUCCUGGUUUGAUGAGAACCGUGAUGCCACCAGUGGCGACAUUGAGAACUACCAGAUGCGAGGCGGGCCGGCCAUUGGUCACUUCACAACCAUGGUGAACGAGCGCAACAACCGUGUGGGCUGUGCCAUUGUCCGCUUUACGGACUCCAAUAACGUCCAGGCCACUUUGCUAGCCUGCAACUAUGCCGUAACCAAUGUCAUAAACAAUCCCGUCUACCGGGCAGGAGCCGCCGCCGGAGAGUGCACCACGGGGCGUAAUGCCAACUAUGCAAAUCUCUGUGCUGCGAAUGAGCCAUACAACUACAACCAGUGGUCGGGUUGAGACAGGGACGAAAGCAUUGCAGCUUUAUGUGUAAUUCUGAUGUUGUUUUUAUAUAAAUA